CCCCCUACUGUGGGCGAAAAGGGACUACAUUAACUAGGAUGCCCUCCUCUGUACGGGCUGGCAGCCUGAAGGAUCCAGAGGUGGCUGAGCUCUUCUUCAAAGAAGACCCAGAGAAGCUCUUCUCUGACCUCAGAGAGAUAGGGCAUGGCAGCUUUGGAGCCGUCUACUUUGCACGGGAUGUGCGCACCAAUGAGGUGGUGGCCAUUAAGAAGAUGUCAUACAACGGGAAACAGUCUAAUGAGAAAUGGCAGGAUAUCAUAAAAGAGGUGAAGUUUCUCCAGAGGAUUCGGCACCCCAACAGUAUAGAAUACAAAGGCUGCUAUCUCCGUGAACACACAGCAUGGCUGGUUAUGGAGUACUGCCUCGGCUCGGCAUCAGAUCUUUUGGAAGUUCAUAAAAAACCCUUGCAAGAAGUGGAGAUUGCUGCCAUUACCCAUGGUGCUUUACAGGGAUUGGCCUACCUUCAUUCCCACAACAUGAUCCACAGGGAUGUCAAGGCUGGGAACAUCCUGCUUACUGAGCCUGGGCAGGUCAAACUGGCAGACUUUGGGUCUGCCUCGAUUGCAUCACCUGCCAACUCCUUUGUAGGGACGCCAUAUUGGAUGGCCCCGGAGGUGAUUCUGGCUAUGGACGAAGGCCAAUAUGAUGGGAAGGUGGAUGUCUGGUCCUUAGGAAUAACCUGUAUAGAAUUAGCGGAGAGGAAACCUCCUUUGUUUAACAUGAAUGCAAUGAGUGCCUUAUACCACAUAGCGCAGAAUGAGAGUCCUGCACUGCAGUCCAGUGAAUGGACGGACUACUUUAGAAACUUUGUCGAUUCUUGCCUUCAGAAAAUCCCCCAGGAUAGACCACACUCUGAUGAUAUGCUGGGUCAUGCUUUCCUGCAGCGGGAGCGCCCAGAAUCUGUGUUGAUGGACCUGAUCCUGAGAACCAAGGAUGCAGUGAGAGAACUGGACAACCUGCAGUACCGUAAGAUGAAAAAGAUCCUCUUCCAGGAGGCUCAUAACGGGCCCACGGCCGAAACGCAGGAUGGGGAUGAGGAGCCAGAGAAGGAGAAGGGCGGGGGUCGGACGGGAACAGUGGACAGCCUGGGCAGUAACCAGUCAAUCCCCAGCAUGUCCAUCAGCGCCAGCUCCCAGAGCAGCUCUGUCAACAGCCUAAACGAAGCAGCCCAGGACAGCCGCAGUGAGCUGGAUCUGAUGGAGGGGGACCACACUGUCAUGUCCAACAGCUCAGUUAUACACCUUAAGCCGGAGGAAGAACAGAGUUAUGGUGAGGACCAGGCUGCCAGCAGUCAGCCCUCUGAGCCCCAGCCACCCCCAGCUCAGGGCCCCAGGAAGCACUACCGCAACAGAGAGCACUUUGCUACAAUACGCACAGCCUCGCUGGUGACCCGUCAGAUGCAGGAGCAUGAGCAGGACUCAGAACUGAGGGAGCAGAUGACGGGCUACAAGCGCAUGAGGCGGCAGCACCAGAAGCACCUGAUGGCCCUGGAGAACAAGCUGAAGGGGGAAAUGGACGAGCACAGGCUGAGACUGGACAAAGAGCUGGAGAGCCAGAGGAACACCUUCUCCCAAGAGAUCGAGAAGCUGCUCCGAAAACACCAGGCAGCCAUGGAAAAAGAUCUGAAGACGUUCACCAAUGACGAGAAGAAGUUCCAGCAGCACAUCCAGGUCCAGCAGAAGAAAGAGCUCAGCAGCUUCCUGGAGUCGCAAAAGCGGGAGUACAAGCUGCGCAAGGAGCAGCUGAAAGAGGAACUGAGUGAAAAUCAGUCGACCCCCAAGAAGGAGAAGCAGGAGUGGCUAUCCAAGCAGAAAGAGAACAUCCAGAAUUUCCAGGCGGAGGAAGAGGCCAACCUACUGAGGAGACAGAGGCAGUACCUCGAACUGGAGUGUCGACGUUUCAAGCGAAGGAUCCUCAUCGCCAGGCACAACGUAGAGCAGGACCUGGCCAGAGAGGAGCUGAAUAAGCGACAGACACAGAAGGAUCUGGAGCACGCCAUGCUGCUCAGGCACCACGAGUCGAUGCAGGAACUGGAGUUCCGGCACCUUGGGACGAUCCAGAAGGCACGGACCGAGCUCAUCCGGACGCAGCACCAGACGGAGCUCACCAACCAACUGGAAUACAACAAGAGGAGGGAGAGGGAGCUCAGACGCAAGCAUGUCAUGGAGGUCCGCCAGCAGCCAAAGAGCCUCAAGUCCAAGGAGCUGCAGAUCAAGAAGCAGUUCCAGGACACGUGCAAGACCCAGACAAGGCAGUACAAGGCCCUGCGGAACCACCUGCUGGAGACCACGCCCAAGUCAGACCACAAAGCUGUGCUCAAGAGGCUGAAGGAGGAGCAGACCAGGAAGCUGGCCAUCCUGGCCGAGCAGUACGACCACACCAUCAAUGACAUGCUCUCCACCCAGGCUCUGCGGCUGGACGAGGCCCAGGAGGGGGAGUGUCAGGUACUGAGAAUGCAGCUGCUGCAGGAGAUGGAGCUGCUCAACGCCUACCAGAGCAAGAUCAAAAUGCAGACGGACGCCCAGCAUGACAAGGAGAGGAAGGAACUGGAGCAGAGGGUCUCGCUGCGGAGGGCUCUACUCGAGCAGAAAAUCGAAGAGGAGAUGCUGGCUCUGCAGAGCGAACGCCUGGAGCGAAUCCGUUCGCUUCUGGAACGCCAAGCCCGAGAGAUCGAGGCCUUCGACUCUGAAUCGAUGAGGCUGGGCUUCAGCAACAUGGUCCUCACUAACCUGGCUCAUGACUCCCAGAGCGGCUGGGGGGGAGGAGGUGGCGGAGGACAGGGUGCUCAUGGGGGAGGCCAUUGGCCUGGAGGGGGAGGAGGAGGGGGCGGUGGAGGUGGCCACCACAGCAGUCACCACCACCAGGGGGGCUCCAGCUCUCAGCAGCCCUGGGGUCACCCCAUGCUGGCUGGGGGCCCACCGCCCUGGAGUCUCCACCACCCUGGAGCGGGGAGCCAGAGGGGGAGCGGGGGAGGGGUGAGGAACAGCCCGCAGGCUAUGAGGAGGACGUCAUCGGGGGGGAGGAGUGAACAGGGCAUGAGCAGGAGUGCCAGCAUCACCUCCCAGAUCUCCAAUGGAUCCCACUUGUCAUACACCUAGACUACACAAAAGACACUCACUCACACGCGCACACACACACACACCACACAUACAGCUCCUGUUAUACCCUGUAGUGAAUUUUAAAACACACAGGCUGCACAGUAAUCACACCGGGGAUCUUUUUGGAACAUUUUUUCCCUUGGCACAGUCCCUCUCAGUUCCCCCUUACAUCUUUUUAUUCGUUUAAUGCUUCCAGGGGACUGUGGAAACCCAAAGGCUUACCCCUGUAUGGCUCAGGGCCGUAAUGCAAUAUGCCAUAGAAAGAUAGUGUCUUGCAAUGUAAUUUUUUUUUUUUUUUUUUUUUUUUUGGUCUUAGUCUGUGUAUUUCUCUUUGCCAUAGUAGUGUCAGUUGCCAUGGGCCCGGACAAACGUCUCUGUAUUUCGACUGACCUCACAUGCAGUUAUCGGUCAGGAAUUUUACGCUUGCAAUGCAGUAUGCCAUCACCUGAACCUCAUCCGAGGUAAAGCUGAUGCGCUCAAAUCAGUGUCGUUCAUUGUAGUGGGAGUAGUUCUAGUGCCAAUGGGGACGACCAUGAACAGGAUGCCAGCAGGAUUAUUCCCAAAAAUACUUACCUGGCAGGGGAGAUGCCAUCAUCAAGGAUUAUUCCCAAAAUCACUCUCACGGUGUGAUAUUAUUUUAGCUAUUGAUCUUUGUUAUGUUGUUUUCAUAAAACUUAUAUGUUGGUAGUGGUCUUAAAGAGAUUACUAUUGAUGUGAAAUAGAAGGUAUUGAGAAGUGAAGAGGUGAAGAGAGGUGAAGAGACGAUGUGAGGUGAGAGGGACGGGGUAACAGAACGAUGGGUUCGAUUUCAGAACGGUUCAGAGUAAGAGAGAGAGAAUGUGCAAAAUCGCUGUGCGUGCUGAAGGUGAAUGCCAUCGGUGUAUUGACCGGAUUUAUUACCGUACGAACUGUGUCCAUUGUACACUGUGUACAAUUUGUUGCUCAAAGUACCAUUUGUAUACGUCACUGCGAACAUGUCAAAAGCAGAAGCGACAAGUUGGCCACCUCCUGGUUAGCUUAAGUGUUUGUACCAUGAGGGGUUUUCACAGAGUUGGUGCCAGAAAACGGUUACAGGAGGUAAGAUAAUAGGAUUAAGUGGCCAAUCGGGCUUACAUUUUGCUUAGUUAGUUAGGGGAGAAAAACAGAUUAUUGAUACGCUGUAAGGCUUUCGGGGUUCAGUCUUGGUGUUCCACAGGCCCCUUCCCUUUGAUUCACACUAGCCAAGAGCUAAUCGCUAACCGGUCAGAGGGAUGCUGUAGCUUUAACAAGUUCCCUGCUCGACAGCCAUGGGUUUAAUACAAGUGAUCUACCCUCAUUCACUUACAGUAGCUCCUGAUCUAAUGUCAGUCUUGAUUGGUGGUAACUAUGCAGUAAAAAUAUUACUUUUUUCUUCUUCUCACAAAUCUAAAAAAAGCCUGUUGGCUUACCUCAAAGAUGCAAGGACAUUUACUUUCCUUCUAAGCAUAUGUCCUCUCCCGGACCGGGCCAAUGGAUGCAUGUCCUGAAAGGGGUCUUAAACCCAGAGGUGUCAGAGUGGGACUCAUCUGAAUCGGGAAGUUUAGUUUUUUUUUUUAAUGGCGAUACAUUCGGUAGUUUUCGGCGAGGAUUGCUCCUAAUGUCGCUCAAUGAGGGUGGAAAAACCCGAGUCCAGUCCUCUCAUGUCUCCCUGUGCAGCAACACUUUGUCUCCAUAAUGGAUAAAAACAUCUCGGCCUGUCGUUACUAUCGUCCUGACAAAGCCGCCCUGAAAAGUCUUCCCUGCGUACCUUGCAGUGGAAGCUUUCUUGGUUUAUGACCGCUGAAUGUCCUGACGGGUGGAUGGGUGGUGAUGCGGUGGUCUCCCCCGCCAUGCCCCUGCAGCCUUCCCCGGUCUGACACCCUGCUCUGUCUCACCCCUGAUUAACCCCCCCCCACCCCCCUCCUCAUCAUCAUCACGUUGCAAAACCUCCAGCUACCACCGACCUCCCUGCUCCCCCUUCGCCUCCGCCUCCUCCCUCAACCGGAACCUGGUCUGGUCUCCACCAUCCUCCGUGGGAAGAACUUUACAGCCAGGUGAAAAGAAAAAAAAAAAGGAAAA
This is a messenger RNA of Lampris incognitus (smalleye Pacific opah), 5174 nucleotides long. It is a transcript of the gene taok1b, whose product is annotated as TAO kinase 1b. Lineage: Eukaryota; Metazoa; Chordata; Actinopteri; Lampriformes; Lampridae. Gene Ontology annotation, molecular function: ATP binding; protein kinase activity. Gene Ontology annotation, biological process: protein phosphorylation; execution phase of apoptosis. The coding region runs from base 39 to 3098 and encodes 1019 amino acids. The transcript has 20 exons. The record is from RefSeq and is a predicted model, not a curated record.